Molecule: messenger RNA, 600 nt
Organism: Drosophila subpulchrella
Lineage: Eukaryota; Metazoa; Arthropoda; Insecta; Diptera; Drosophilidae
Gene: Obp58c
Product: general odorant-binding protein 66
Exons: 3
Coding region: 1-600 (199 amino acids)
Molecular function (GO): odorant binding
Source: RefSeq, a predicted model, not a curated record
AUGAAGUGCACAAUUCUAUGGUGCUUUAUCAGUUUGAUUUGGUUCGCUAGUGGAAUUAAAAUUGAUUGCGAAAACCCGGAGGGCAUUAAUGAGGAGCACAUUCAUUAUUGCUGCAAGCAUCCCGAUGGACAUAAUGAUAUAAUCGAGGACUGUGCCAGGGAGACUAAUUUCCUGCUGCCCAAUCAAAACGAGGAGGCUUUGGUGGACAUCACAGCGGACCGGGCAAUCCGAGGCACUUGUUUUGGAAAAUGUGUCUUUAGCAAACUGAAUCUCAUGAAGGACAAGGCCCUGGACAUGGAUGCCGUGAGAACAUAUUUCACAGAAAAGUUCCCCGACGAUCCGGAAUAUGUCAAGGAAAUGAUCAACGCCUUUGAUCACUGUCAUGGCAAGAGUGAGGAGAUUACCUCCACGUUCCUGGCGAAGCCCCUAUUCAGGCAGAUGUCCGAGCACUACUGCGAGCCCAAGUCCAGUGUCAUUCUGGCCUGUGUGAUCCGUCAGUUCUUCCACAACUGUCCGGCGGAUCGUUGGUCCAAGACCAAGGAGUGCGAGGACACCUUGGCCUUCAGCAAGAAGUGCCAGGACUCGCUGGCUACUUUGUAA